AUGUCUUUCGGAAAGCUCUACGGUCUUCCUGACAACCCUCGCACCGUCUCCAUCCUGGUCGCUGCUAAGAGCAACGACCUGGACCUGGAGCUGGUCAAGACCGAGGCCAACGGCAACGCCUCGUUCAACUCGGGCGCAGAGUACCGCAAGGUCAGCCCCCUCGGUAAGGUCCCUGCCUUCGAGGGUGCCAAUGGCUUCACUCUGUCCGAGGCCAUCGCCAUCGCCGUCUACGUGACUUCCCAGAACGAGAAGACCACCCUCUUGGGAAAGACCAAGCAGGACUACGCUUCCAUCCUCCGCUGGCUGUCCUUUGCCAACUCCGAGGUUCUGCCCCGCUUCGGUGCCUGGUACCGCCCCCUCCUGGGCCUGGAAGGCUACAACAAGAAGGCUGUCGAUGAGGCCUCCAAGGUCGCUCUGAAGAGCGUCGGUGUCCUCGAGACUCACCUCACUGCCAACACCUACCUGGUUGGCGAGCGCAUCACCCUGGCUGACUUUUUCACCGCCGCCCUUCUCACCCGUGCCUUCGCUACAGUCCUGGACGCUAAGUGGCGCUCUUCUAGCCCGGCUGUUGUCCGUUGGUACAACACCAUCAUCAACCAGCCCGCUUUCAAGGCUGUUGUUGCCCAGCCCGUCUUCGCCGAGGAGGCCAUUAAGUACACCCCUCCCAAGAAGGAGGAGAAGCCCAAGGCCGCUCCCGCUGCUGAGGAGAAGCCCGCUGAGAAGCCCAAGCCCAAGCACCCGCUUGAGGCUCUGGAGAAGCCCACUCUGAUCCUCGACGACUGGAAGCGCAAGUACUCCAACGACGAGACCCGUGAGGACGCUCUGCCCUGGUUCUGGCAGAACUUCAAGGCCGAGGAGUACUCGCUGUGGCGCGUGGACUUCAAGUACAACGAGGAGCUCAAGCUCACCUUCAUGGCCAACAACCUCAUCGGCGGUUUCCACGCCCGUCUGGAGGCCUCCCGCAAGUACAUCUUCGGUGCCCAGGCCGUCUACGGUGCCAACUACGACUGCGUCAUCCGCGGUGUCUUCUUGAUCCGCGGCCAAGACCACGUCCCCGCUUUCAACGUCGCCCCUGACUGGGAAAGCUACGAGUUCACCAAGCUGGACCCCUCCAAGGAGGAGGACCGCAAGUACGUCGACGACAUGUGGGCCUGGGACGUCCCUGUCACCGUCGGUGGCAAGGAGCAGCAAUUCGCUGAUGGCCACGUCUUCAAAUAA
Molecule: messenger RNA, 1218 nt
Organism: Penicillium alfredii
Lineage: Eukaryota; Fungi; Ascomycota; Eurotiomycetes; Eurotiales; Aspergillaceae
Product: putative translation elongation factor eEF-1 subunit gamma
Exons: 3
Coding region: 1-1218 (405 amino acids)
Biological process (GO): translational elongation
Cellular component (GO): nucleus; cytoplasm
Molecular function (GO): translation elongation factor activity
Source: RefSeq, a predicted model, not a curated record